AUGGUCAACAUGACAUGUCCGGUCAUCCCGGAUAAGCCCGAAGAUCCUAAACCUUUCUUUCAAAAUGGUCAAAUCGACUUUAAAGCUCACGAUGUCGGCUGGCUCAUCUGCGGUAUCAUGGCGCUCAUCGCCACCAUUUCUUCCGUUUGGCUCAUCUGGAAGCAUCUCACCUACUACACCUGUCCACCGCAACAGCGACACAUUGUUCGCCUCCUCGUCAUGGUACCCAUCUACGCAAUUGUGUCGUUCAUGUCCUACCUCUUCUACGAAGAAGCGCUCUAUUACCAGACGAUUCGCGACUGCUAUGAAGCGGUUCUUGUUACUUCAUUCUUCUACCUCAUCCUCGCCUACACUGGUGACACCCGUGCGGAACAGCAUGCCGUGUUUCGUAACAUCGAAGUCAAAGAUCGAUUCUGGGUCUGGCCAUUGGGGUCGUGGAAGUAUAAGCCUGACGGUCUCCAUUUCUUGUGGCUCAUGAAGAUCUACGUACUGCAGUACGCCAUCAUUCGACCGUUGUGCACCUUUAUCGCCGUGGGCACAGAGUACUUUGGCUACUACUGCCUUCACAGUUGGAUGCCAUGGUUUACGCACGUAUGGUGCGCCUUAUUCAUCAGCGUCUCGGUCACGCUAGCCAUGUACUGCCUCAUUCAGCUCUACAUGCCAGUCAAGAAGCUCGUGGAUCCGUACAAGCCCAUUCUCAAGUUUCUCUCGAUCAAGACGAUCGUCUUUCUCACCUUUUGGCAAGAUGUACUGCUCUCUUUUCUCGUCAGCUUUGGAGCCAUCAAGGAGACUGAAUAUUUUACAGCAGAACAGAUCCAAGCAGGAAUUAAUGCCUUACUCCAAUGCUUCUGGAUGCUACUUUUUGGAUUCAUACACAUCAAAGCUUUCAGCUAUCUUCCAUACAGGCCCGAGGACCGCUCACGGACAACACGGCGUGGCAAGGCGCUUCUCGACUCACUCGAUUUCCGCGAUUGGUUCUUCGAGAUGAAGGAAAGCACUCGUUACAUCGCAGCCCGUUCCAAGGGUAGAAAUUACACGCUUGCUGAGGAUCUCAGAGCAAAACGACACGAACAUCUCUUGAAUGCUUUCGGAAAACAACGCACUGCUAAUCUCGAGAUUGAAGUUGAUAUGGAAAAAGCAGCAAUGCCUACGUUCUGGAAGAACCCCGAGGAUGCUAAGCUCUGGACGCCUACAAGUGACGUAUCGGAUUCGCCAAGAAGUAGCUACAAGCACCGUACAAAUUUGACCAUCGAAGACGUUUAUACUCCAAUUACGAAAUUGGAUGGCAGAAAUGGUGCUCGGCAAGGAAGCAGUCUAGCCGAGAAGCCGCCAACAGCGCCUGUCGCUGAUUCGCACACUCAACGAGCGGCUGAACUUGAAAGGCUCGUCGCCGAGCUCGACCUGCAGGAGGCCGAUCGAACCAUCGCUGAGACCGAGGAACACGGUUAUGACUACGAGGAUGAAAAGUAUGAACGUGCUGCUUUGAUGCGUGCGCAUCUUCCGACAUCCUUCGAGGAGAGGAAAGGUCCAAAUCAGCCAACGGUCGAGAACGAUCAACAUCCCGAGUUGACGCAGUAUCAUGUUGCCACAAUUCAGUUGGCCAACGUACCUUCGCUCACCUACGAUCAAGAUACACCGUCCUCGAAUUUGAAGGGGACGCGUGAGCUGUACGCGGUAGCAGAAGAGGAUGAGCAGUUGACACACGCCCAUCAGAGCACCAAAGUGUCACCUGGAAUUGGUGCUUUCGGAAUAGCAUCGUGGUUCGGCUGGAAUAACGACGGGAACUCGAACGAAUCGCAACAACGACAACAGCCGUCGCGGCACCUUGGAAUUGCACAUGCGAGUUCAAGUGCUGAUGGCUACCUGCGACCAGGUGAAGCAUACCACGCUGAUGUAGAACCCCAUUCUCCUGGCCAACGAGGGACCGAGUGGUGGCGAAGCUACUGGGAGCGUGUUUCCAACGCAGGCAGCCGCGAGCCGUCCGUUGCUGGCAUCGAAGAGGAAGAGGAGAAGGAGCCUCUGACUACAACUCGUUCAGUAGUCAUGCGACAGGUUGCAGCUGGUUCCUGGGGCAUCCAAAAUGUGGACCAGCACAACAGUCAGGCAAUGGCAGGAGAAAACGCUCGAACCUUGCAUACUCUACCAGCGCUGACGAUCGAGACUGGCACUCCACCUUAUUGCCACGACGAUGGCCAAGGCAGCAUUGAUAGCACCACCUCUCCUUCCUCGCUCAUUAGCCCCCAUGUCGAUUCGCCGCUCUCUCGCUUGAUACAAACAUCACGCGAUUCGGUCAGUUCGCUCAAUCGUGAAGAAGUGCGAAUUCUACACCUCGAGCCUUCCUUGUCGACUCCGCUUCCGAAGAACAGUGAGAUGCCGCAAUCGGCACAGGAACAACCAUUGACCGUGACGGGUUCUAGUUUUUGCGCUGACGCACAUCCCACACCCGCACCGCGGAAUCCGUCGUUCACCGCCUCUUCCAAGCAGGCUAGCGUGAGCAGGGUCACUUCCACAACGACACGCUCAGGUGCCGCGACGACACAAAAAUCACUAACGACCCCAUCAACUGCACAGCUCGCGUCCGAGAUCUUGUCAAAUCAUGAUUCGAGGAUGAGUAGCAAACAUCCGAUCGUCUUCGCUGACGCACUCUUUGCAAACCCGUCGAAUGCCGAACAUGACACUGCCAUUCCUCCUGCAGUGACUACGAAGAAGACUUUGGCGCCGGCAGUAGGUCCAAAGGGCAAGCUCUUCAACCUGAUCCUGCCUUCGCCUCUGUCACCUGCUCGAUACCCUUAUGGGAAAGAAGGUGAUCCUUCGCAGACUACUUCCACAACUGUCGCAUCUAACGCUGCCGUUCGUCAGCAAGACGAUGCUGCAAAGCCAGAUGAAAUGCCACAACGCCAGCACGGCCGGUCCAGUGACGGCGGUAAUGGCACAGUGAAAUGGGCGAAUCAGCCAAGCAAGCCGGUUCGUUCUUCCGCCGAGCCUUCGUUCGUCAACACGAUAACCAAGCUGCCUCAAGGCAAGAGCGUUGUAACUGUCGGGAGUAUGAGUUUGGCUCAGGCCAAAGCUGCGCAGGAACAAGCGGCCGCGGAUGCUGGAGCUCAUUCUGUGCAGCUGCAGCCUACCAGUCUGAAUGGCCAACUGCUUUCGUCUACCUCCCCUGGUGCGGUGACAAGAGUGCCCAAAACUAUCCUGCUGGAGAGCAAGGCCAGCAAGUCGUACGGCAAACUUCUCCUUCCUGCGCCGUCCAGACUGGCCAACAUUGGGAUGAGUGGGGGCGAAGCCGAAGAUCCUUAUCUUGCUGGUCGCAGUGCGACCAUCGACACCACUGCAGAGCGGAAUAGACGACGAGUCAGUGAGCCUAUGCGGGGUGCAGCUUCGGGUAGUGUGGUCGCAUCUUCCUCAGCGCAAACUCGAACGUCAAUGUCGACCGCAUUUGAAGUGGGAAGCAUCGUUCCGCGUGAAGCGGUGGUGCGGGCUUCGUUGCCUUCCAAAGGACCACUGAGAGGGUAUCAUGACUCUUUCGGAUUGAGUCAGCAAAACGAAUUCAAGGGCCACAGUGGAGCAAGAGAGCAGGACUGGUCGCUGAGUCCGAUGCAAAGACACUCGUUUGCUCCCAUGACGAGUGGGCCCAGACCUGCAAUGCUUCCGUCACAUCCGAGU
Mycosarcoma maydis (corn smut) is the source of this 3663-nucleotide messenger RNA. RefSeq lists its product as uncharacterized. NCBI's taxonomy places the organism in Eukaryota, Fungi, Basidiomycota, Ustilaginomycetes, Ustilaginales. Gene Ontology annotation, biological process: transport. The record is from RefSeq and is a predicted model, not a curated record. The annotation marks the transcript as partial. Gene Ontology annotation, molecular function: transporter activity. The transcript has a single exon.